CAGUCCAUCGUAGUACAUGUGGCAGUAAACGAAUAGUGACAGAUGGUCUAGUGGAAAGAAACCUCACGAUGCAUUACCUGUGUCUUCGAAAGGUCUUCCGAGGCAACGUCCAAUUCUUCGAGUCCAAACGGCGGGAGAGCGUCGAGUAUUAUCGAGAUUUGAACAAUCAACGUAAACUAGGUGUUGUUGGUGAGGUGAACGUGUCGUCCGACACGCGGAUCGCCGUCUUCAAGAAGGACGAAAAGACGAAGGAGCUCAUCAAGAAUGCGAUUCUGAAGAACAAAUUUCUAAACGACAUAGACGAGACGCAAAUAGAGAACAUCAUUUCGGUGAUGUACCCGAAACACGUUAAAGCUAAUACGAGAAUCAUCUACGAGGGUGAAACUGGUUCUCAUCUGUUCGUGUCCGAGGAAGGCACGUUCGAAAUCUACGUGGGCAGCACAUACCACGGAAGCUUCGGCCCCGGUGUCGCUUUCGGGGAGCUGGCCCUCUUGUACAAUACCAAAAGAUUGUGCUCCAUCGACGCGAAUACGAAUGGAAAGCUCUGGGUGCUUGACAGACACGUGUUCCAAACCAUAAUGACGAAGGGCACCGAGGAGGCCACGCAACGCAAUCUUCAACUGCUUCGUCGUAUCAAGAUAUUUAAGGACCUAUCCGAAGAGGCGCUUCUGAAAAUAUCCGACCUAAUAACGGUGGAAUUCUAUCCUGCGAACUCGUACGUGAUACACGAAGGGGACCUAGGGAACAAAUUCUACAUCCUGAACUGCGGGAACGUGCAAGUCACGAAAACCAGAUUGCACGGCGUACAGGAGGAACAGGUGGUGCUCAACAAGGGCGAUUAUUUCGGCGAAAAAGCACUGUACGAAAACGAAUCUCGUCGACAGGCGAACGUCAUCGCGUUGCCUCCCGGGGCCGAGUGUUACGCCAUAGAAAGAUCAGUGUUUCUGGAUUACCUAGGCGGGAUGGAGUCUAUCAGAAACAAAAACUGGCUGCGACAUCAGCAGUCGUACGAGCAGGACAACUGGAACGACGAGUUCCAGAAACUGACUGUGUCGGAUUUAGAAGUGGAAGGAACGAUCGGGACAGGUGGAUACGGUAGAGUGGAACUGGUGGUCGCGAAAUCGAUGCCCAAUAUGAGCUUCGCGCGGAAGAAGGUGAAGAAGGACAUGAUCACGCGGGGUGGGUUCCAGAAGAUGAUUUACAACGAGAAGAAUAACAUGAAGCUGUGCAAUUCGCCUUUCAUCUGCAAGUUACACAAAACCUUCAAGGACAAGAGGUAUCUCUAUUUCCUGAUAGAGGUGUGCCUCGGCGGAGACUUGAGGACAGCCUUGCACAGAAACGGCCGAUUCGAAAAUUUGACCGCUCGUUUCAUCAUCGCCUGCGUUGUGGAAGGUCUGCAUCAUCUUCACUCGCUCGGGAUCAUCUACAGAGACUUGAAGCCCGAGAACAUCGUGAUCGACAGUCGAGGCUACGCUAAGCUUACUGACUUCGGGGCCAGCAAAAAAGUCGGCCCGUAUAAGACGAAAACCUUCGUGGGAACGCCAGAGUACUUGGCUCCUGAAAUCAUUCAGUGCAAUGGCUACAACGCGGCGGCUGAUUACUGGGCACUGGGAAUCUUGACGUACGAAGUACUCCUGGGUCGAACACCGUUUCAAGACGUCAACGAUAUGGAGAUCUACAAAAAAAUUAUACAAGGUUUCGAUGAAAGACUUUUACCGCCUGCUGUGAAAAAUUCAGCGAAACAAUUUAUCGCGUCCCUGCUGCAGAAUAAUCCCGUUAAAAGGCUCGGUAAUCUGAUAAACAAUGUUGCCGAUAUUCGCAAUCAUAGGUGGUUUAAUUAUUUCAACUGGCAAGAGCUGCAAAACCAAACGAUGCCUUCUCCCAUUGUACCGAGGGUUAAAAAUCACCUCGAUAUGAGAAACUUCGAGAAAUGCUCUCCCGAUUACACGGCGUCACCAGCAGAUUACGCCGACUGGGACACUAAUUUCUGAUUUAAUAUAUAAAAUUACCGUAGAAAUGGUUUACUAUUAGUAAACUUUGUACUAGUUUGGCUAGAUUUCAGUAUUCAAUCCUUAUUUCGUACGGAAAUUUCAAAUAAACUACUUAAUAUUUGAAAGAAAUGUGCA
This is a messenger RNA of Hylaeus anthracinus, 2126 nucleotides long. RefSeq names its product cGMP-dependent protein kinase 1-like. The transcript has 11 exons. NCBI's taxonomy places the organism in Eukaryota, Metazoa, Arthropoda, Insecta, Hymenoptera, Colletidae. Gene Ontology annotation, molecular function: cGMP-dependent protein kinase activity; ATP binding. Bases 69 to 1991 code for a protein of 640 amino acids. The record is from RefSeq and is a predicted model, not a curated record. Gene Ontology annotation, biological process: protein phosphorylation.